Polyodon spathula (Mississippi paddlefish) is the source of this 11484-nucleotide messenger RNA. It is a transcript of the gene atm, whose product is annotated as ATM serine/threonine kinase. The record is from RefSeq and is a predicted model, not a curated record. Gene Ontology annotation, biological process: DNA repair. Lineage: Eukaryota; Metazoa; Chordata; Actinopteri; Acipenseriformes; Polyodontidae. The coding region runs from base 328 to 9588 and encodes 3086 amino acids. Gene Ontology annotation, molecular function: protein binding; protein serine/threonine kinase activity. The transcript has 63 exons.
CUGUCAGCGCGGUUACCAGUGACCCGGUGGUGAAGUUCGCUGUGUGACCCUCUGAGCCUCACUCUCUGUUCAUUCAGGUGCCAGUAAAAGCAUGGGGAUGUGGAGCUAAGCUUGGCAGUUAAGACUCUCGGAUUUUUGUAUUAUUGUAAAACUCCUGUCAGGUUCUUGCUGUAGUUAAUCAACAGGUUUUGGUUUGCUUAUGGCGUCUGACGUUGUGUUGUAGUAAAUCUUUGCCUGCACGCUUUUCACAGUGACAGCUUGGGGGAUUUUAAUCGUAAGAGCUGACAUUCUGCUAAGGCUUUCUGGUUCUUGCCGGCAGCAGGAAUCAUGAGUCUCGCUCUCCAUGAGCUUCUGGUUUGUUGUCGUGGUCUAGAGAACGACAAGGCUACCGAGAGAAAGAAAGAAGUCGAGAAGUUCCGGCGUCUUAUCCGUUCAGCAGACACAGCUGAGCAGCUGGAUCAGAACUCAGAGGCCAGGCACUCCAAGCACUCUAAACAGCUGAACUGGGAUGCUGUCUUCAGGUUUCUGCAGAGGUUCAUCCAGAAGGAAACGGAAUGCCUUCAGUCAGGGAAGGCCAGCGUGUCGGCCACAACGCAAGCCAACAGGCAGAAGAAAAUGCAGGAGAUCGGCAGCCUGAUUAAAUAUUUCGUCCGCUGUGCAAAUAAAAGAGGUCCUCGGUUAAAGUGCAUGGAGCUGCUGAGCCACGUUAUGGAUGUUCUGCGAGACUCCUACAGCUGCAAUGCCUACGGGGCAGACUACAGCACCAUACUGCUGAAGGAUAUUCUGUCAGUGAGGAAAUACUGGUGUGAGAUUACCCAGCAGCAAUGGACGGAUUUGCUGGAUUUGUACUGUGGGCUCUAUCUGAAAGCCUCUAAAGAUAUUGACCGGGUUUUGUUGGCCAGAAUUAUCCACACUUUGGUCAGGGGUUCCUGCUUGCAGACUGAGGGACUGACACACAACCUUUUCAAGUUUUUUUCCAAAGCGCUGCCUAAUGCAAGGCAUGAGAAGAUCUUAGCCGUUCUGGAACACAUGCUGGCUGCUCUCAAUGUUUUUCUGAAGGCCUCCGCUAUGAGCUGCCGCGUGCGUGUGUGUAAACUGGGGGAGGACCUCCUCCCCACUGUCCUCUACAUCUGGACUCAGAAGCGGCCUCAGGACCUCCUGAAGGAUGAAAUCAUUCAGUUCUUCAGUCUGCAGCUGUGUGUGCACCACCCCAAGGGAGCCAAAACACAGGAGACGGGUGCCUACGCUGAGGACUGGUCCAAAUGGCAGAGCCUUCUGUACAACCUGUAUGAUGCUCUGGUGAGUGAGAUCAACCAGGUCGGAAGCAGAGGGAAGUACUCCACUGGAUCUCGUCACAUUGCAGUGAAGGGAAACCUCAUUGAGCUGACUGCUGAUAUUUGUCACCAGCUCUUUACCCAGGACACCAGAGUCCUGGAGAUCACACAAUCGCACAUGUGCACGACUCAGAGAGGCACUCAGCAGGGGACUCCCAGCAAACGCAGGCGCGUCCAGCUGGGCUGGGAGGAGAUCCUUGAUAACCUGCAGAGAUCACAGAGCGACUUCGACAUGAUUCCUUGGUUGCAGAUCACAGCCGUGCUGGUGUGGAAGUAUCCCUCGAUCCUGCCCAGCGUGGCGCUCGUCCCCCUCCUCGCAGCUCUGCACCAGCUGCUGGUCCAGCAGCGCCGGGGGGAGAAGACCCCCUAUGUGAUGCGCUGCCUGAGCAAAAUCGCUGCCUGCCAGAGCGGCAAGAAGGACCUGCGGCUGUCCCAGAAACCCGAGCUGCAGAAACUGUGGACCAGGGUGUGGGCCGUGACCCUCCGCUACGUCAGCUCUCAGCAAAUCGAGACCGAGGCUUUUGGGCUGCUGGAGGCCAUCAUUCAGGGAGGCCUCAUACCGAUAGACAGGGAGUUCUGGAAAAUAUUUGCAGGAUCUGCAUGCAAGCCAUCUUUUGCUGCAGCUCAGUGUCUGGCUCAGGCACUGACCAAGUGUGCUGUUCCUGAGCGGCUGGACACUGGCCUCAAAUACAUGGCACCUGUUGAAGGGAAUGGGCCCCCUUCUUUAAGGGAAGCCAUUUUAAGGUGGAUUUUGCUGUACCAAAUGGACGAGGACACAGAGGAGAGCACUAAACCCCACCCUGUAUUUUGCAGAGAUUUUCCUAAUCAGAUUGUUCCAAGAAUACUUGUGACCCUGACACUGAAGGACUCGAGAGCAGGGAUGGACUUCCUCACGUCUCCACUCGCGCCUGAGAGCGUUCUUCAAAAGGACCAGCUCUUGGCUGAAGAUGGUGUGUUUUUAGAAAUUGAGAACCUCUACCUGCAGUCAACAUUUGAUGAAAUGCCCAGUUGCUCCAGCAGUGAAGUCAGUGCACCAGUCCGGAACUCUGCAGCUCCACGUUUCACUGUCAAGCACGGUGUGAAAGAAAGACUGGAGCAGCACCUCCUGGCCGUGUCCGAGCACCUCCUCAAUAGCUACUCUCUGGAUUCCCAGACCUUGCCGGAGUGUCUGGUUCGCUGUGUCGGGCUCCUCACUGGCGUUCUCGGGUGUUAUGUCCAUGCUGGGAUUCUCACUGAAGAAGAUGCCUGCAAGACUGUGCCUUUCCAAAAAGCCAAGUCUCUUAUUCAGAAUACGAGUGAAUACAUUUCAGCAGUGAAGGGUAAAAUUCCUGACGACUUCAAGCUCAGCUCCCUGAGGAUUCUCAUUCAACAGUAUAUAAACUGCUUAAACAGACCAACCAAGAACAGUGCAAGUUUGAUAUCGUCUAACCUGGUGCUGCGUCUGCUGCCAUCCAGAUUGUUAAAUGAACUUGCCGAUCUCUGUAAACUGCUGAUAACUAGCACUGGGAAGAAAGGCGAUGCCGGUGAGGAAAGUCUGAUUGAAGAUGAUUUCGAGGUGAGCAGAGUGCAAGUGGAUGGCAAGGUGGAAAUGGACCUGUUUGAGGAUGACGAUGAAGGCCCCAGCAGCAGGAUCACAGAUAUCCGGGACUCGAGCGACAGCAGUGACGUUCAGUGCGGAACAGGUGCGAAGAGCGUCUUGGCAGAAGAGCACUUGUCCAAGCAGGAUUUAGCAUUCCUGGACACUCUGAAGUUUCUGUGCCUGUGCGCUUCCUCUGAAUUGAUCCAUGGGCUUCCUUUCAGACCGGCUGAUCUCCGACGGAAACUGCUGCUGUUAAUCAACCUUGCCGACCGCACCAAGCCCCUACACCUGCACAUGUAUUUGACCCUGUUGAGAGAACUGCCAGCAGAAGAUACCUCUUUAACCCCAGAGGAUUUUGACACUCUGCUGAGACCUCUAGCAGAUGUUUGCUCUCUGUAUCGCCGGGACCAGGAGACCUGUGCUGUCAUACUGCUGAACCUGAUUCCCUCGAUCAGGAGCCUCGGCAGGAGCAGUGCUGAUGAGAUGGGGCACGUGCAGGGAACGCUGCUCACAGUGGUGUCAGCUUUCUGGCAAUUGGGAAAGACUGGGAGCGCCACUGCUUCAGUCAGAGCUGCACUUGUGAAGUGCAUGGUCGCUCUGCUAGAGGCGGAUCCCCAUUGUAACUGGGCUGUGUUCUGUGUGGGGGAAGAGGAGCUCUCCGUAUCCAGUGCCUUUCCAGAGCUUCUUGCUGACAGUCACCAUCAUGUCCGUCUGCUUGUGGCCAUGUCUGUCAACAGGCUCUUUCAGGAGGUUGUGCCACACCAUUCUGGGAAGCUCAAGAUGCUCCCGCUGAAACUCCAGCUGCAGGCCUUUGAGAAUGUGUACUUGAAAGCACAGGACGGAAUGAGAUUAAAGAGCGGGAGCAUGUCCGAGGAGCUCCAGGAUGAACAGGUUAACCGGAAAGCCACCUUGCUGAAGGUGAUUUCGGUGGUUCUGUGCUGCAGCCCAGUCUGUGAGAAGCAAGCUCUGUUUGCACUAUUCCAGUCCCACAGAGAGAAUGGGAUUGACCAUCAGCUGAUAAAGAAGGUUCUGUGUGCCAUCUCUGAGACCUUGGGCUACAGGAGCGUGGAGAGCUUCCUGCGCUCCCAUUUGGAUUACCUGAUCACAGAGUGGCUGAAGCAGAAGGAGUACACACUGUCAACCUUCCCCUAUGUUCUACUGAAUUACCCCACCCUCCAGGAGUUUUACAGGCCCUGCUACAAAGUCUUGGUCCCACACCUAGUGCUCCUCAGUGACUUUGAGCAGGUGAAGUCUAUUGGACAGCAGAUUGGAAAGGACUGGAAGGAGCUGCUAGCAGACUGCUUUCCUAAGAUCAUGGUUAACAUUCUUCCUUAUUUCGCCGUUCACGGGCAUAAAGCAAACGAGCUGGCGCUGCAGAGAGAGAAAGCAACCAAGGUGUACGACCUACUGAAGGAGGACAGCUGCCUGGGGAAACAGCAAAUUGACAAUUUGAUUCACAACAACCUUCCAGAGAUUGUAGUGGAGCUACUGAUGACUGUGUAUGAGAGUGCGAACAAGGAGGCGGGGGAAGGAGCAGAGCUGGUGAACUUUGUAGGAGAACUGGACCCUGCUCCUAAUCCACCCCACUUCCCAUCGUAUGUGAUAAAAGCUACACUGGACUACAUCAGCAAGUGCCACGGUACCAACCUCAAAAGCCUGGUGGCAAUUCUUUCCAAGAACCCAAUUUCAAUUCAGAAGAUUCUCUUGGCCAUUGGCAAGCAGGCGGCCGAGACAAGCAAUGUGUAUGAGAAGCACAGGAUCCUGCUGAUGUACCGCCUGUUUGUGAACCUGCUGCUCAAGGAAGUGAAGGACGGCCUCGGGGGAGCCUGGGCGUUUGUCCUGAGGGACGUGAUCUACACUCUGAUUCAUCACAUAAACAGCAGAGCCGCUGUCCUGGAUGAGGUGUCGACUCGCAGCUUCUCCCUCUGCUGUGACCUCCUGAGCUCUGUGUGCCAGACUGCGGUGGAGUUCUGCGGAGACGCCUUGGAGAAGCACCUGCAGGUCAUCGUGGGGACGCUCACCGGGCUGGUCAGCGAGCAGCCAGAGAUUGGUCAGCAGGUGUUGAGCUUGUUGAAGUUCCUGGUGAUCGAUAACAAGGACAAUGAAAACCUGUACAAAGCAAUCAAGCUGCUGGAGCCUUUCCCCGACCGACCUGCCUUCAGGGAGCUGCGAGCAGCGCAACAGAGGAUCAAAUACAGCAAAGGAACCUUCACUCUGUUAGAGGAGAUAAACCAUUUCCUGUCAGUCUCUUCCUGUGACUCGUUGCCGUUGACCAGACUCGAGGGACUAAACGAUCUCAAAAAACAGCUUCAUCUCCUCAAGGCACAGAUGAAGGACCUGCUUAAAGAAUGCCAAGAUGACCCUCAGGACAGUGUGUUGGUGAAGCUGGUUAUGAACCUGCUGCAGCUUUGCAAAGCAGCAGUAAGUCACCCAGGAGGAAAAGACAUCCUAGAGGCUGCUGGGGGCUGCCUUGGAGAGAUUGGUCCUGUCGAUUUCUCCACAAUCGCCUUGUUGCACAAGAGAGACCAGUUGAACUCGAGAGCUCAGGAUCUUUUUCAGGAGAAGGAGUUCCAGUGGAUCUACAUCGUCCUGAACUCAGUAAAUAACGCAUUGACCGAUCACUGCAUUGAAGUUCGUUCUGCAGCUGCCACCUGUCUGAAGAGCAUAUUGGCCACGCGGUCUGGCAUCCAGUUCUGGGAGAAACACAAAGAGAACAACGAUCCCAUGCUGUUUUACUUUAACCCUUUUAGAGCAGCAAAAAAAAAGCUUCCCGAAGGGCCUGUGGAAGAGGCCAUGCCUGACCCCACAGAGAUCCUGGACAAUGUUGACCUCUGGAUUCCACAGAAUGGUUGCCAUGACACCUGGCUGAAGACACUGACUUGUGCCCUUCUAGACAGUGGGGGGGUGAAGUGUGAAGCCCUGCUGCUCCUGGGACCUCUGUGUCAGGUGAAGACUGAUUUCUGCCGGACGGUUCUCCCCUACUUGAUUCAUGACAUCCUCCUGCAUGAUGCUGACAGUUCCUGGCGCUCGUUGCUGUCGCGUCACAUCCAGGGGUUCUUCACCUCCUGCUCUAAAGCUGUGUCUGUCUCCAGCAGAUCUGCCACACCUGCUAUUGUAGAUUCAGAGACGGAGAGUCUGACCCAUGGACAGUUGGAUAAAACAUCGUUACGAACAAUGCUGGCUGUUGUUGAUUAUUUAAGGAGACAAAAGAGGCCAAUAAGAGGCCUCAUCUCUGGUACUGCUUGUGACGAUAACUUCUGGCUGGAAUUAAACUACCUGGAGGUUGCCAUGGCAGCGCAGUCGUGUGCGGCUCACUUCACAGCUCUCCUCUACUCAGAAAUCUAUGUGGACAAGAUCAAAUCCGACAAAGAAGCGAGCAGGAGGGCCGCAGCCCAAACCUCUCGAAGAAUCGUGUUUGAAGAUACAAGCCAGAACUUUACAAUCGCCAGCUUAAGUGACAAAAGCAAAGAGGAGACUGGCAUAAGCUUGCAGGACCUUCUCAUCGAAGUGUACACAAGUAUAGGAGAGCCUGAUAGUCUCUACGGUUGUGGUGGGGGCACAAUUCUACAUCCUCUCACUAGAAUAAGAACAUAUGAACAUGAAGCCAUGUGGGGCAGGGCCCUUAUUUCCUACGACCUUCAUACGACUUUAUCUCCUGUCACCCGUCAAGCAGGAAUAAUACAGGCCUUGCAGAAUUUUGGGCUGUGCAACACCCUGAUGACCUACCUGAAAGGACUGGAGUACGAGACUGCGGAGUGGGGCGCUGAGUUACAGGAAAUCCGCUACCAAGCGGCGUGGAGGAACACGCAAUGGGACUAUGUGCCCUCUGUUAGGGAUGAGGCAACAGGACCUGGGUAUCAUGAAUCGGUGUACUGUGCACUGCAGUCUUUAAGAGAGAAAGAAUUCUCAGCCUUUCAUGAAAGUUUAAGAUAUGCAAGGGUUUGUGAAGUCGAAGAGCUUUGCAAAGAGAGCCUGGAGUCUGUGUACUCUCUUUACCCCACUCUGUGCAAGCUGCAGGGCAUCAGUGAGCUAGAAAGCAUCGGGCAGCUUCUCUCUACGGCUGUGACGGAUAACGCCCUGGGGUUGGUCUACAGAAACUGGCAGCAGCAGUCCCAGCUCCUCAAAGACAGCGACUUCAGCUUUCAGGAGCCCAUUCUGGCUCUGAGGACGGUGAUUCAGGAGACCCUGCUUCAGAAGGAAGCCGAGGACACCAGAAAAGAGUACCUGAGGAGCGUCCUCACCCAGCACCUUAUGGAGUUAUCCAAAGUGGCACGGACCGCCGGCAAUACCCAGCUGGCUGAGCGGGCAGUGUUCCAGAUGAAGCAGCACAGCACGGUGGGGUAUGGAGUCUCGCCCUGGCAGCUCGAGGAGGCCCAGGUGUUCUGGGCUAAACGGGAAGAAGGCCUGGCGCUUGGGAUCUUGCGACAGAUGAUUGAGAAGCUGAGUGAUGAGGUGGAUUUUGAACCUGGUCUGGCCCCCAUGUUUGCAGAGUGCCUGAGAAUAUGCGGUAACUGGCUGGCUGAGACGCGUCUGGAGAGCCCUGGCAUCAUCCUGGAGAAAUAUCUAGAAAAGGCUGUAGAGGUGAUAGAUGAUCACACAGGCGGUACUAACUCCCAGCAUCAGAGCGGGAAGAUGCAGGCUUUCCUGGCCCUGGCGCGCUUCUCUGAUGCUCAGUAUCAGAGCAUUGAGAACUACAGGAAGUCCUCCGAAUUUGAAAACAAGCAGGCUCUGCUGGAGAAGGCCAAGCAAGAGGUUGGCCUGAUGAGAGAGUACGGAGUUCGAGACAACAAGUAUACGGUGAAGGUUCAGAGAGAGCUGGAGCUGGAUGUGAAAGCCCUUUCCAACCUCCAGGAGGAUCGCAAGCGCUUCCUGUGCAAAGCCGUGGAGAAUUACAUCAAGUGCCUGCAGCUGGGGGAGGAGCACGACAUGUGGAUCUUCAGGCUGUGCUCCCUCUGGCUGGAGAACUCCACUGUUCAGGAGGUGAACCGCAUGCUGAAGGAUGGUGUGAAGAAUAUUCCUUCCUACAAGUUCCUGCCUCUGAUGUACCAGCUGGCAGCUCGCAUGGGUGCCAAGAUGCCCGGGGGGGCAGCGGGAGGAAUGGGAUUCCACGAUGUUCUGAGUCAGCUGAUCUGCAGGACCUCUCUGGAUCACCCCCACCACACUCUCUUCAUCAUCCUAGCCUUGGUGAACGCCAACAGAGACGAGAGCUUCGCCAAAUUGGAAGGGCAGACGAGAGGCAGGUUGUCUAAAAGUGCACCCAAGCAGACCUCUCCGCUUGAUAAGGAAAGGUCUGAGGUUGCCCUCAACAUAAUUAAUGUGAUCCGGAAAAAGAGAGGCAAGAUGAUCAAGGGCGUUGAGACUCUGUGUGAUGCCUAUAUCACACUCGCCAACAUGGACGCGAACAAAUGGAAAACAGAAAAGAAACCGAUUCCGAUUCCUCCCGAGCAGCCGAUAACUAAAAUAAGGAACCUGGAUGAUGUUGUCAUUCCUACCAUGGAAAUAAAGGUGGAUCCUUCUGGAAAAUACGAAAACAUGAUAACCAUCCAGUCAUUCAAACCUCACUUCCGCUUGGCUGGAGGCGUCAAUCUCCCGAAAAUCAUUGACUGCGUGGGGUCUGAUGGGAAGGAGCGACGGCAGCUUGUUAAGGGGCAAGAUGACCUCAGGCAGGAUGCUGUCAUGCAGCAGGUCUUCCAGAUGUGCAACAUGCUUCUGCAGCGAAACACAGAGACCAGGAAGAGGAAGCUGACAAUCCGCAGAUACAAGGUUGUUCCCUUCUCUCAGCGCAGCGGGGUCCUCGAGUGGUGCACAGGGACCGUCCCCAUUGGAGAGUUCCUGGUUGAUCCAUCGAAAGGAGCCCACCAGAGAUACAGACCUGGAGACUGGGGGAACCUGGCCUGCAGAAAGAAAAUGCAUGAGGUGAUUAAACAAGGAUUUGAGGAAAAGCUGCAGACCUUCAUGGAGGUCUGCCAGAACUUCCGGCCGGUGUUCCGCUACUUCUGCAUGGAGAAGUUCCUGGAUCCUGCUGUUUGGCUGGAGAAGCGGCUUGCAUACACUCGCAGUGUGGCCACAUCCUCCAUUGUUGGCUAUAUUGUUGGACUUGGCGAUCGCCACAUACAGAACAUCCUGAUCGAUGAAGAGACCGCAGAGCUGGUGCACAUAGAUUUAGGUGUUGCGUUUGAGCAGGGUAAAAUUCUCCCAACCCCGGAGACAGUGCCGUUCAGACUGUCCAGAGAUAUAGUGGACGGAAUGGGGAUCAGUGGGGUCGAGGGAGUUUUCAGAAGAUGCUGUGAGAAGACAAUGGAAGUUAUGAGGAAUUCUCAGGAAGCUUUGUUAACGAUUGUCGAGGUGCUGCUCUAUGACCCCAUGUUUGACUGGACCAUGAAUCCCUUGAAAGCUCUUUAUCUGCAGCAGAGACACGAGGAAGCUGAACUCAAUUCAACUCUAAAUGCCACUGUAGGAGGGGAAGACCAAGAAUCGCACAAGAAGUCCAGCAGCGACACGCAGAGCUUCAACAAAGUGGCAGAGCGGGUGCUUCUCAGGCUCCAGGAGAAGCUGAAGGGAGUGGAGCAGGGAGCUGUCCUCAGUGUGGGGGGCCAGGUCAAUCUGCUCAUCCAGCAGGCCAUGGACUAUAACAAUCUCAGCCGUCUGUUCCCAGGGUGGCAGGCCUGGGUUUAGACCACAAAGGAACCCAAGAAAAACGAGUGGUGCGCAGCGGAAACCCUCCGCUCUUAAAACGUAAUAUUUAAUACAUUAAAUCUUACCAAAGCAGAUAUCUUUUUAGUCUACCAAUGAAAUCUUCUCAGUUGUUUCUGUCUUAUUUGCUUUUCCUUACAUGCAAAAUGCUGUUACACUCUACGUAUUCUCUCUGGGACUUGCAAAUAGGGAAUGUUCAAAUUUACAGAAGGUAAUCGCCACUGAUUUUAAGUAUUUUUGCGCACUGCUGGUCAUCAUUUCCCUCUGUUUUAAUUUGAAUAGAAGUGAGAAAGUGAAUCUGAUGUGGGUAUGUUAAGAAUGGGUUUGUAGGGAGAGCCAGUGCAUGUAUGCUUGUGCUCUGUUAUAUAAAGCCAUGUGAGCCCAAAGGGGCUUCUAUUUGCACUUAAUAAUCUUGGAAAUUAUAGAACAGCCAAAAGUUACUUUGCUUCCUUUAGAAACAGUUUGCACAUUUCUGGGAAGCCUUCAGCCAAAGCUUAGUUUUAAUUAUUAGUUUUAUAUUGGCACAAAAAAGGAUCUGCUGAAGAAUAUCCUAGAUAUCACGUUCUGUUCUUCAAAAUCACAGUUUUAGAUGUGCUUGGUUAAAAAUACAAGGAUUUCCAAGAUUAAUUAAAAAAAUGUUUUAUCGUAACUUGAAAAAAAGGCCGGUAGACACGUUGGAAUAUAUUUUUUGAAAAUGGGAGGAAAGCCCAUGUGAAUGUAUUUUGUAUUAGACCGGGUAACUGACUAUCAACUGCUGAGUGAGAAAAUGGUUUGUUCAUUUCUAAUGUUAAUAAUCUCACAUUAAAGGAGAGUUAAGAGAAGUCAUUUUGUUUUGCAUGUAGGAAAUGUUUUAUUCUGUACAGUAUGUGUAAGGUAGGAGGUGGAUAUCACAUCGGUCGACGAUGCGGUGGGAAACACGAUCGCAUUCAGCACAGGAAAUGCAGCACUACGCGCUGUACAAUGGGCAGCACUAACAUCAAAAGCAAUAGAGGGUGUCUAUGGUGCAGUCCUCCUAUAACUAGUUACUGUAACAACACAUGGAAGAGGUUUUCCUUCAGUUAAAUUGAGAAUGGUUUAUCCACAGCAGUGAAAUGGUUAAUACCUUAUUCAUACCACCUAAUUCAGGGGUGUCCAAUCACGAUCCUGGAAGGCCGUUCCACUCCAUGUUUAAGAGGUUAAAUGAGACUUGUAACUACUUCAGCAUCUGCAUGGAUGUUUCAUUGGUUCAAUUAACACUGUAGAACAGGGUUGGAACAAAGACCUGGACUGGAAGAGCCAUCUGUUUGGCCACCCUUGACCUACAUGAUGCAUGAUGAAUACCAAUGAUUGCGCUUUAACUUUGCAGUCAUGUUAUCCAAUGUGAUGAGCUUGCAUUAUUUAAAGGAGGUUGAACAGGACAGAUGUUAUUUUAUACCCUUCUGCUUUACUGCUCAAUAUGUGCUAAGGAUCAGUUCUGCUUGAGAUGGUUCAAACAACUUCUAACUACUUUCUGGUAAAUCUAUUUACAGUAAAUGCCACACCUGCUUCCUGCAAGUUUUUGUGUCACUGGGGACUAAUUAACACACUGCACAAUCAGGAUUAGAGUUAGAUUUUUACAGGUCGUUGGGGAACAACAACAACAAAAAUGUGAUCCUCCGCACAUUGAGUAGCAUUGUUAAAUGUCACAUACUGUAUUUCUAAAGAAGUUUUUUUGUUGUUUUGUUAUUUCUUUUACAUCCAUCGUUAAUACAGUGUUACACAAAGAUCAUUUCUGUGAUGGUUUCCCAGUAUUCAUAUAUUAUCAGUGACAUGAUUACGUAAAAGAAAAUUCAAUGUAAAGUGUAAUUGCAUUCAUGUAAUUGCAAUGAAAUGUAGAACAAUUAAAGAAAUUCUAAAUGA